Molecule: messenger RNA, 2019 nt
Organism: Leptopilina boulardi
Lineage: Eukaryota; Metazoa; Arthropoda; Insecta; Hymenoptera; Figitidae
Gene: Lipt1
Product: lipoyltransferase 1, mitochondrial
Exons: 4
Coding region: 248-1423 (391 amino acids)
Biological process (GO): protein lipoylation
Cellular component (GO): mitochondrion; cytoplasm
Molecular function (GO): lipoyltransferase activity
Source: RefSeq, a predicted model, not a curated record
AAGUGACAAAAAAAAGAAAGUGAUCAAGUCAAAAAGAAAGAAAACAAUUCAGCGAAGAUAAAAACAUAAAUCUAACCUCGAAAAUUAAUAAAACUUGAUCAUUUUUUGUCACUUGAAAAAAAUAGUUGUCAGAAGAAAAAACUUUAUUAAUAAUAUUUUUCAUUGAAAAAUUCAAGUGUUAAAAAGACUGACCCUUUUUUUAUAAUUUGGUAUUUUUUAAGUAUAAAAGACUGAUUUAAAAAAAAAAAUGUCUGUAAUUCAUAAAGGAAAUAUUACGAGAGUAUUUUUAAGAAAUUUGAUAAAGAAUAAUAGAUUUAUUUCCAAUCAAUAUGUAAAUAAUGUACCAGAGGAGGAAAUUAAAAAAUCAGUUUUUAUUUCACAAUCAACAGAUAUUCAUAGAAAUUUAGCAUUGGAAGAUUGGUUUUAUAAGAAUUUUAAUUUUCAAAAUCAUCAUCUUUUAUUAUUGUGGAAAAGUGAUCCUUGUGUUGUUAUUGGAAGACAUCAAAAUCCAUGGAUUGAAGCAAAUAUUAAUGCUAUUGAAAAUAAUGACAUUAAAUUAGCAAGAAGAAAUAGUGGUGGCGGUACUGUUUAUCAUGAUUUUGGCAAUCUUAAUUUAUCAUUUUUCACACCAAAGGAGCGUUACAAUAGAAAAUAUAAUUUGGAUAUUAUUACCAGAGCAAUUUUCCGUGAAUGGGGAUUAAAGACAACUGUCAAUAAAAAAGAUGAUAUUGUCGUUCAAAAUGAAUUCAAAAUUUCUGGAACAGCGGCUAAAUUAGGACGACCGAAUGCUUAUCAUCAUUGUACUUUACUUGUGAAUUCGAAUAAAAGAGCUUUGAGUUUGGCUCUGGAGAGGAAGGAGACUGGAAUUACGACAAAUGCAACGCAAUCGAUACGUUCACCAGUGAAAAAUUUAACAGAAAUUAAUCAUCACGUUAGAAUUGACAAAUUAUUAAAUGCCAUUGGUUGGGAAUUUUUGCGAACAAAAUCACUUGUUGUCGAAGACGGUGGCUAUAAUUUAAUUCAAAAACAAAAAGGAUUUCAAAUGAUAAAUCCCAGCGAGGGCUGGUUUCCAGGCAUCGAUCAAUUAACGGAGGAAUUUCGUUCAUGGCAAUGGAUUUAUGGAAAAACACCAAAAUUCACAGUGACACGUUACAUUGAAAUGGCAACGGGAAAUAAUUCUUCUAAUCGUUUAAAAUUGAUUCUCGAUAUUCAUGAUGGAAUUGUUAAUGAUAUUCAAUUGAUAUUGCCAACAAAUUUAGUUCCAUCUGGUUGUAAUGAAAAUGCAAGUGUGAUAACAAAUCUUCGUGGUUCAAGGUACAGUCCAGACAUUAUUGAUAAUAUAAUUAACGCAAUUGGGGGCAAAAUAGUAAAUAUUGAAAAUACUUCCCAAAACACUGACGAGGAAGACGCCGUUGCCACUUAGAUUAUUAUUACUGCCAAUUGAGGAUAACGAUAUGGUAACUAAUUAAAAAGAAUUCAUAUACGAUUUAUCUAAAACGUAUAAUGAGGGCUAUUUACCAAGAAAGAGCCAUUAAUAUAUUUUUAAUAAACAUUGUUUUAGAAAUAUACUUUUAGAAGUAUAUUUUUAGUCAAAUAUUAAAAAAAAAUUGUAUUUUCUCUAACAAUUUAUUAACACACACAGUGUAGAGUAAAUAUUUUUCAUAAAAUGUUAAUAAAAUUACAGAAUUAACAAGAUAGGGAAAAAAGAAAUGAAUAUAUAAUGUAGUUUCUUUUUUUUUUUUAUUCAAAUUGAAUAAGUUUGCGCACUUUCAAUAUUUACAAUAAAAAGGACUAGAAACUUAUCUCUUAAAAAAAAAAAAAUACUAUCCGUAUGAAGUAAAUCACAAUAAUUCAUCAAAAAAAAACACUGGUAAAUUUUUUGCAAGAAAAUCAGUUCCUUUGGCUUAAGAUUAAUAUCGGCUGUGAUUAGAAUUUAAAAACGAAAAAAUAAAUUUUCUUACAAUUAGAAAAAAAUGUACAUUCUUUUUUUAAAAAUAAAAUAAUUUGUUGUCUUUAAAA